This is a messenger RNA of Cynoglossus semilaevis (tongue sole), 3388 nucleotides long. RefSeq names its product voltage-gated potassium channel subunit beta-1. Bases 400 to 1593 code for a protein of 397 amino acids. The record is from RefSeq and is a predicted model, not a curated record. Gene Ontology annotation, molecular function: potassium channel regulator activity; voltage-gated potassium channel activity; transmembrane transporter binding. Gene Ontology annotation, cellular component: voltage-gated potassium channel complex; cytoplasm; juxtaparanode region of axon. Gene Ontology annotation, biological process: potassium ion transport; regulation of potassium ion transmembrane transport; transmembrane transport. Lineage: Eukaryota; Metazoa; Chordata; Actinopteri; Pleuronectiformes; Cynoglossidae. The transcript has 14 exons.
CCUCCACCUCCACCUCCACCUCCUCUGAGAGUCAGUCCACAGCCCAGAAUUUCUUCUUUGGAUGCAGGACGCAGGAGGAACUCCGGUCGUCUGAGAACCAGAGACUCUCUGUUCUUCUUGGUCUUCAGACGACGGACCUGGACUUUGUUUUUCUUCUUCUUCUUCUUCUUCUUCUUCUGUUCCACCAGUGUUUCCUUCAGUGUGAAGUGAUGCACUGAGGUGAGGAACUUCAGAGAGCUCACCCACGUCAACCGAAGGAGACCAAAGUUCUGGAGGAAUUCUGGACUCCCACUUUGUUGAGGUUCCUAGAACGAGCUCUGGGAGACCCCUCCCUUCUCUGGCCCUCCGUCCCACCCCUCCGUCACCCCGGGCUACUCUGGGCUCUGCCCUCCUGCCAUCAUGCAGGUGUCCAUCGCCUGCACUGACCACAACCUGAAGAGGGGCAACGGUGACCACAGCAAGCAGAAUGCCACCAGCCCCAACGUGGUGAACCAGGCCAGGGCCAAGUUCCGCACCGUGGCCAUCAUCGCCCGCAGCUUCGGCUCCGUCACGCCGCGACACAUCUCCCUCAAAGAGUCCACGGGGAAAUACACCGGCAUGAAGUACAGGAAUCUGGGGAAGUCUGGACUGAGAGUGUCGUGUCUGGGACUCGGAACGUGGGUGACGUUCGGAGGACAGAUAACAGACGAGGUUGCAGAGCAGCUCAUGACCAUCGCGUACGAGAGUGGCGUCAACCUGUUCGACACAGCUGAGGUCUACGCGGGGGGCAGGGCUGAGGUCAUUCUGGGGAACAUUAUCAAGAAGAAAUGUUGGAGACGCUCCAGCCUCGUCAUCACGACCAAACUCUACUGGGGAGGGAAAGCAGAGACAGAGAGAGGACUGUCCAGGAAACACAUCAUCGAAGGUCUAAAAGGUUCUCUACAGAGGAUGCAGCUGGAUUAUGUGGACGUAGUGUUCGCCAACCGACCGGACAGCAACACCCCAAUGGAGGAGAUCGUCCGGGCCAUGACGUACGUCAUCAACCAAGGAAUGGCGAUGUACUGGGGCACGUCUCGAUGGACGGCCAUGGAAAUCAUGGAGGCGUACUCUGUGGCCAGACAGUUUAACCUGAUCCCCCCCGUCUGUGAGCAGGCCGAGUACCAUCUCUUCCAGAGGGAGAAGGUUGAAGUGCAGCUUCCUGAGCUCUAUCACAAGAUUGGGGUCGGAGCGAUGACGUGGUCGCCGUUGGCGUGUGGCGUCAUCACAGGGAAGUAUGAAAAUGGUAUUCCUGAGUCGUCCAGGGCUUCCAUGAAGUCGUACCAGUGGCUGAAGGAGAAGAUCGUCAGCGAUGACGGCAGGAAGCAGCAGGCCAAGCUGAAGGAGCUGAACCACAUCGCUGACAAGUUGGGCUGCACGCUGCCUCAGCUGGCCGUGGCCUGGUGUCUCAGGAAUGAAGGCGUGAGUUCGGUGCUUCUGGGAACGUCCAACCCCGAGCAGCUGACGGAGAACCUCGGGGCGAUUCAGGUUCUUCCUAAGAUGAAUUCACACAUAGCGACUGAAAUCGACCACAUCCUGGGCAACAGGCCGUACAAUAAGAAGGACUACCGCCCCUAGAUGGCGCUGUUGUUUCUCUGCCCUUCUUCACCACACCAUCACCAAGUGUCCAAAGUCCUGGGUCUGUCCUCCUCAGACCCUGGUCACAUCCCGUCCUCCUCAGACCAGGUUCAUCUCAGGUCCAGUCCAGCUCCACCCGUCUCUCCUGGUUCUUCACAGCCUAAAAACCCAAACAUCUCAAACCGUGUGAAUCCAAACCUUCUUUUUUUCCCACCUGUUGAAACAUUGACUAUGCAGCGUUUCUUUUGACACACUGAACCACAGCCUUAUUAACCUAAAGCACACGUCUCCCUUCAUGGCCACACAGUACCUCAGUACCAGCAGUAUUUGUCUCACUUCAGUCCCUCCACUCAGUAAAGCAUGAGCUGCUGGUUAACUCACGGUAACUAGCAGUUAACUGGUUAAUGCAUGAACGGACUCCUUUAAUCCAGAGGUGUUUGACAGUGGAGGCGCUGGUGUGUUGAUGUAACCAGCGCCCCCUGCAGUGCAGUGAACACUGCACCUCUGUGGAACACUGCAUGACGUAGAACGUUUAACAAACGUACGGCGGCCUGUGCAGCCAAUCAACUAACCUUUGACCUUUAAUGACUUGACCACAGAUUUGCAUCAUUCAAAAACAGAACCGUUCAUAUUAAAGGCUGCGAACCCUGAGUUUAGAACCGGACAUGUGCAUGAAGAACAUUGUUCACCGUCCUGGAGCCUCUACGAAGCAGGGAAUUGUGGGAUUAUCAGCAUGUGUGGCGUUAAUGACGCCUGUUGGUCACAUGUGGUACUGCAGGUGUGAGGAGAGUCUAUCCAAGGAACGAGGGUUCGAUUCCCAGCCUGCUGCUUCAUGACCCAGUACAGCACGUGGUUCAGACACCAGGGACGAUAAAAGUAUUUAUUGUAGAGUAGUCAAGAAAUAUCAAAUUUAUUUUGACAUUUUUUGUUUGUCAUGUAUAUAAAUGUUAAGGAACUCUGACGAAGCUGUGUCAGACGACACCGUACUGUAACCACCAAAUAUAAAUAAGCUGUAAAUAGAGUUAUUUUCAUGCUCCUCUGUAGCGCCCCUACAGGACAUAGGUUGCAGUGUUUGAAGUUCACCUCCAAUAAUCUGCUCCAGAGUUGAUUUAAUCUUUGAUUUAUUUUUUAAUAGUUCAGUCAGUGUUUUAGGAGUUAGCCAAUGACGUUCCCUGGAUUCUUUUCUGGAAGACAAGCCAUCCCAGGAAUCAGCUGGCCCGUUGGCUGAGUUCCCAUUGGCUGUAAGUUUGACCUUUGACCUUGGCUCUGGUUGAUUCUAAUCAAAGGACGUUUCAGCAGAUCACAGCCACGUGUUUCUGACGGAGACACCAACACUGAUCUGUGGUUGGUUCGUUACUCAUCUGAACGACAGCCUCGUGUCCUGACCCCCCCCCCCCCCCCCCCCGUCUGUGAUGCAAAUGAUUAGAGAAACACUGUCCACAAACAUCCAGGAAAAUGUUUGCCUUAAAUAGAUGUUCAUUAAAUCUAUUUAUCUCUAUAUUUAAUGUUUUGUAAUAAAACAUCAACAUAUAUGUAGUAUGUUUAAUGUACUGCAGUAGUACCCGACCAUCUGUGUGUUUAUUUAUACUAUAUAUUCUACUUUAACCCUUUAGGAGAAGAGAAAAGUGACGCCGACGCAGCAUAAACACCUGCUCGCUUUUAUUUAUUUGUUACAAAAACACAGAGGACGAGACCUGAGGAAACGUCUGGAGACAUUUGAUCGUGGAUUUCAUGAGGCUGAAAUGUGAAACUCACUUCCUCUUCAAAACCCCAGUCCUUCCUCAUUAAAAAUACC